UCUACCGCGUUGCUAUCCCGCGUGAGGUUUGUGCUAGCGAGACACCGUAGCUUGGGAUUCCUGCCGAACUUAAUGUAGAGGUGGGCCUUCAGAUAAAAACAAACUUCAAAACUGAUUACAAUUGUUGGUUGGCAUGGGUAACACAAGUGACAGGGUGUCCGCUGACCGCCAAGGCGCCAAGGCUCAUCGUUCUGACAGUGGCAGCAGCCACAAAGACCAGGAACACAGCAACAAGCUGGUGGACAGCACAGAUGAUCCCAACAUCUUCAAUACUCAUGGAUCAGAGUCAAAGGUGUCUGGGGAGAAGGAGUUCACCGCCCCAGAUCUAGAGGACCUGGUGAAGACGGGGCCUCAGGCCAGGCCUACGGUCAUCCGCUGGGCUGGGGGAGGCAAGGAUGUCUUCAUCGCCGGCUCCUUCAACAACUGGGGAACCAAAAUCCCCCUCAACAAAAGCCACAAUGACUUUGUAGCCAUCUUGGACUUGCCAGAAGGAGAGCACCAGUACAAGUUCUUUGUGGAUGGACAGUGGGUUCAUGACCCUUCAGAGACUGUGGUCACCAGCCAGCUGGGCACCGUCAACAACCUGAUCCAGGUGAGGAAGUCCGACUUCGAGGUGUUCGACGCCCUCCAGGUGGACUCCCUGGACAGCUCCGACACUACGGAUCUAUCCAGCUCCCCGCCAGGACCUUACGGACAGGAGCACUACGUCUUCAAACCCGAGGAGCGCUUCAAGGCCCCGCCCAUCCUACCCCCUCACCUCCUCCAAGUCAUACUCAACAAGGACACCAACAUAUCUUGUGACCCCGCACUGCUACCAGAACCAAACCACGUCAUGCUGAAUCACCUUUACGCCCUGUCAAUAAAGGAUGGGGUUAUGGUGCUAAGUGCCACUCACAGAUACAAGAAGAAGUAUGUGACCUCACUGCUGUACAAGCCCAUCUAAAACCUCAACCGCUUUGGCUUUUAGAUAGCAGAGAGCUGCAUGUGUGGAAUACACUGAAUUAUUUAAUCAUCGCAUUUAGCCAAGUAUUGCACUGAAGCAACAGUUUACGGGUAAGCUUAAAGCCAGUCAGUGAGCAGACAGUGUCAGAAGUGGCACAUUUUUCUCCUCUGAGGGCUCUGAGCAGAAAAUAGCAUUGGCCAAAACAUGGAUCCAUAGAGUGUGGUCAGUGGAGCAAUUGGAAAUGCAGAGCCCGCUCUUCACUCAUGGGUGGAUAGAAGGUACAAUGAGGAUUGAUUCACAGUCUACAGUUAACUGGUAUUAAGGGACAUGGCGAACCACCGUGUGUAUUUGUGUGUUUUGGUCACCUUGGAGGGGGGGGGGGGGGGGGGGGGGGGUGCAUGCUCUUGUGGACAAAGACUGUUGAGAUGAAAGAGUGUGAUUAAGAGAAUGUUCUAUGCAUCUCCCUAUGAGAUGCAUAGAAACAGACAGCUUUAUUGAUUGUGUUUUUGUGAUUAAGUUUAUAUAAUAGAGGAGUGUCCUUCAUAUUCAGACCCGACACACUGCAGCCGAUACUUGAAGGAAGUGAUGUUUGUCAACAGGAAGCACGGCGAUAAUGGGUUCAUAGGCAACAGAAUGUGGUUUGAAUGGUGUAAUCAGAUCCUAAAGCUCACAUUGAAACAGCAAGUGUAACCAUGGCUAAAGUCUGUUCAUUUGCAUUAGCAGAGUACCAUAGAAAGGGAGGGUUAAUAGUUAGGCCAGCAAACUUACGACAGAGGCUGGAGGCUGCCUGAUCAAGUGCAAUAGAACUGGACGUGGGGAGUCAGAGUAUUCCCUUUUCCUUUUUAGUUUUCUAAUCAGACUGGUGUUAGUGGAAUCUAGGUCCCAGGCACCACACUGGUUUAGUUCAGCUGUUGCCUUCGUCGUUUCCUAAUGCUGCCAGCACUUUAAUCAUCCCCUGCGCAGGAUCACUGACUCAACCGUUCAACUCUGCAGCAUUACAAGUCUCUGUACUGUAGUGGUUGGAAGGACUGCAGUCCAGUCUUCUGUUUUUGUUUUUCAGAAAUAGAGAUGUUAAGAUUGCAGUGCUUUUUGUGCUUUAUCUGUGUUUAAAAAGAUUGUUCAUAAGGAUGUACUGUAUUUGACUACUGUAGUGUUGGCAUGUAUAUUUAUAUCAAGUGGCUUGAGCACGCAAACGGUUCCUGUUGCUAUAGCUAUUUUGCAUGUGUUGAUUGAUAUCAAUGUUAUUUUCUCACAACCAACAUUGAUGUUUUCUUUCUGAGUAGUCGUGUAAAACUAAAGGCAAUCAUGCCAAGUUUUGCUACGGCUGUCACUGUUGAGAUGGUUAUAUUUUUCAUUAAUUGGCACUGUUAAGGAUGGAAAAGACAAUGCAUGUUUGUGAUUGAUCUGAAAUGUCUCCCUUUUUUAUUUUAUCUGCACAAUGUUUCAAUUUUGUCGAUUGUAGUGCCAUAAUCAUCGGUUUGGAGGAAUUUCUGGUAGGGUCCUAAUUAUGAAGUUGGUGAAAAUAACACACAACACAUAUGUUUUCGAAAUGACUAGGACAUCACUUUAAGAUUGCCUUCAAGUGUUGAUUAGUUGGUUGCUCAGAAUGAAAUAAUUUAAAGUGUGAGGAGGGGAUAUUGUGAAGCUUGAACCAAAACUAGAAUUUUCAAACCGUUGUCUUUAUAGAAAAUGCAAAUAACUUGUUUUCAAUUUUAGGGCACUGGUUUUUACUUGUUUUCGAAUAAAUGAAACUAACUUAUUAA
Messenger RNA from Gadus morhua (Atlantic cod), 2706 nucleotides. RefSeq names its product protein kinase, AMP-activated, beta 2 non-catalytic subunit (gene prkab2). The coding region runs from base 134 to 943 and encodes 269 amino acids. The transcript is spliced from 8 exons. Gene Ontology annotation, biological process: signal transduction. The record is from RefSeq and is a predicted model, not a curated record. NCBI's taxonomy places the organism in Eukaryota, Metazoa, Chordata, Actinopteri, Gadiformes, Gadidae. Gene Ontology annotation, cellular component: nucleotide-activated protein kinase complex; nucleus; cytoplasm. Gene Ontology annotation, molecular function: protein kinase binding.